UGACAACAUCAGUUAUCACGUGCGGUUUCCCGUCUUUUUCCAAAUUGACCAAAUAUGUUUUGAUUCUAAAACAAAAACACUACUAAUAUCUAAUUUGUUUCACUUUUGUGUUUUUUCUUACAAGUCGUAGUAGUCGUACGAGUCGAUAUCCACUGCGUAUUAUUGGAAUUGAACACGUCACAAAGCUUUCUCACUUUCUCAGACGUAAACAUGAAAUUAGUCAAAUUUUUGAUGAAACUCAGUCAUGAAACUGUGACAUUAGAACUUAAAAAUGGAACUAGUGUUCAUGGAACUAUUACAGGUGUUGAUGUAGCUAUGAAUACUCACCUUAAAGCUGUUAAAAUGACUGUAAGAAACCAACAACCUAUACAUUAUGAAACACUUAGUAUUAGGGGUAACAACAUUCGUUACUACAUUUUACCUGACUCUCUUACUCUUGAAACCCUGUUAGUUGACGAUGCACCCAAAUCGCGAAUGAACCGCGGUGGACGAGGAGGUCGUGGAGGGCCAGGAAGAGGUGGUCGUGGACGUGGAGGUCCUAGAGGUCGAGGAGGUCGCGGAGGGCCACGUGGAAGUGGUGGUGGACGUGGGCGAAGUGGCGGACCACCCAGACGUUGAUACUUGUUUGAUGUAUAAUAUGUUCAAACUCAGUUCAAACUUCAGUGCAUUUUCAAAUUUUUAUUUGCUCUACAUUUAUUUUAA
Messenger RNA from Diuraphis noxia (Russian wheat aphid), 702 nucleotides. Its product is annotated as small ribonucleoprotein particle protein SmD1. Lineage: Eukaryota; Metazoa; Arthropoda; Insecta; Hemiptera; Aphididae. Gene Ontology annotation, molecular function: RNA binding. The record is from RefSeq and is a predicted model, not a curated record. Gene Ontology annotation, biological process: spliceosomal snRNP assembly; RNA processing.